GAAUAAAAUUUAUUUCGUUUGGUUUUUAUUUGAAUAACGUUUUAUACGAUUUUAAAUUUUUUAUUAUUAUUCAAAAUAUAUAUACAUACGUCUUAGUAUAAACACUAAGUUUAACAUAUUUAAAAUGUUUCGAACAAAAACGUCAACUCUUCUAUCGCAUUCAUUACGCCAUCAUAAUCAUGUGCUAAUAGUUCACGUACGAACAAAAAAAACACAUUGGUCUUUAAUCAAGAAGAAAAUUCAUCCAAAAGAUAAGGCUUUAGAACAUUUUGAUGAUUUUUACGGUUCAGUUUUUGGAAAAAAAUGGAAGUCAUUACGAUUAGCACUGUUGUCACCACACAAAUAUAUAGCUGUUGUUAAUAAUUUUGGUGAUUCUGAAAAAGUUUCUCAAGAGUUAGAGUGGUUGGGAGCAAUGAAUAUCAGAAAAGUAGUAGAAGCCAAUCUGCAAAAGGCCAAAGAAUUAACUGAUGAAAAUAAUAUUCAAGAAUUAGAUAAAAAAAUUAAAAAACUUUUGUUAAGUGAUGAAAAUAAAAGUGAUACAAAAAAAGAAAAUGUAGAAUAUGUGGAAAAAGCAUCACUUCAUGAAAGUUUAUUAGAAGCAGAACAUGAUGAAAGUAGAUUAAUUGAUCCUGAAGCAAAUUCUAAUAUUGGAGGGUUAUAUCAAUUUAUCCCGGCUACUGAACUUCAUGGCAAGAGUGAAUGGAUUCCAGAAUCCCAACAUUACCAAUACUAUGAAGAAAAUUCUGAUUUCCCAAUUAAUAUAUUAAAUGAAGAAAGUCCUCUUAACAUCCCAUCUCAAUUACAAGUGUUUACAUUUGAUCGAGGUGAUUUUUCUCCAUUUCCACAUCCUAGAUCUGGAGCUAGUAAAGUCAGUGAUUAUUAUUUGAUGGACGGAGGUUCAAUUUUACCUGUGUUCGCUCUAGAUUUAAAACUUGGCGACAGAGUAUUAGAUAUGUGUUCAGCUCCAGGUGGUAAAGCAUUAGCAACACUACAAACAUUAUUACCAGAAUCAUUGGUAUGCAAUGAUAUUCAAGAAUCCAGAAUUAAAAAAAUACAUAAUGUUAUGUCUGAAUAUAUUUCUGACUAUCAAAGUUGGGGCUCACGUCUUAUGUUUACACAAAUUAAUGCACGACACAUUAAUGAACCUGAUGUAUACAAUAAAAUAUUAGUAGAUGUUCCAUGCACAAAUGAUCGUCACAUUGAAAAUGAUGAAAAUAACAUGUUCAAACCUACUCGUGCUAAGGAACGCUUACAAUUGCCUGAAAUACAAGCUGAUAUUUUAAAAACUGCUUUAAUGAACAUUUCCGUGGGCGGUACAGUAGUUUAUUCAACCUGUUCCUUAUCACCCAUUCAAAAUGACGGUGUUGUCAAAAUGGCUUUGAAGAAAAUAUGGGAAGAAACAAAUCAUCAAAUUGUUGUUAAAGACUUGACAAAGCAAUUUGAACCUCUGAAGUCGUUGUACUCAUUUGGAAAAGGGUUGAAAUUUGGUCAAAUGGUGAUGCCGUUUUUACCACUUAACUAUGGGCCAUUAUAUUUAUGUAAAUUAGUUAGAGUAAAAUAGUUGUUGACGUAUUUAUGUAUUGUUUAAUUUAAUGUCCUAUAAAUAUAUUGAUUUGUUAAAAAAAAAUUAAUUUUGUAAAAAUUAUAGUACACUUUAAUACUAAAAUGA
Messenger RNA from Aphis gossypii (cotton aphid), 1669 nucleotides. RefSeq names its product 5-methylcytosine rRNA methyltransferase NSUN4. Gene Ontology annotation, molecular function: methyltransferase activity. The record is from RefSeq and is a predicted model, not a curated record. NCBI's taxonomy places the organism in Eukaryota, Metazoa, Arthropoda, Insecta, Hemiptera, Aphididae. Gene Ontology annotation, biological process: RNA methylation.